AUGGCGUCGAAGGGAAAAGGCAGAGCUGCCCAGAAGGGCAAGAGCUACGAGAAGGCUCGAGCCGGAAAAGGCUCGCCUUCGGACGAGCACUUCGAGCUGAAAAGCAGCAAGGUUCCUUUGGGUGAGGACAGCCGAGACGAGAUCUUGGCUUUGAUCGCCCAGCUCCGUCGGAGCACAGGUGUCCAGAAGCCAACGGCCGAAGGUGAAGGGGACAGCGAGGGGUCUGAAGAUGAAGCGGGUGUUUCCAACCGGCAAAGGCGAAAGGAACAGAUCCGCCUCAAGAAGAACCUCAUGAAGCAGUUGCUAGAAGAAGACAAGCGCGAGGCUCGAGCGACUGGUGAAGGUGAAGAUGCCAACGGUAAGUCGAAGGGUUCCAAGCCCGACUCCUCCCAUGUGCAGGUCCGAGUGUUCUAUCGUGACGAGCGCAAGCCCAGUGAGAAGAACAAAGGGCCUGAGCUGAUCCGGAGAGGUUCCACGGACGCCCUUGAGGAGUUUCUCGACAUGGCAAGGAAGAAGCUACAGAUCAAUGGCAAGCUACGGACCCAGCGACGUCUUUGGGUCUACAAGAAAGGUGACAAGGGCGAGCCUCAGCCUGCCUUAGCCGGGACAUUGCAACACCUUGGGUCCUGUGGCUAUGGGUCCUAUGGCUUGCCCUUCACACUGCCUCUUGGCUUCGACGGCGUGCCCUGCGAGCACCUUGAGGCCUGUGCCCGCGCUGCCGAAGGCGAUGCCUUGUCGCUGAAGGCACAUGCCGCGGCACUCGAUGACACCACAGCUAUCUAUGCUAAUGCCUGGUAUCCUUUGUGCUUCACCAACACCACGGACAGGUCCAGGCCUCACAGCAUCGAAGUUUGCGGCGCCAGUGUUGUUUUCUGGCACGAUGGAUCCCAGUGGCGCGCGGCCCUUGAUGAGUGCCCACAUCGCGCAGCACGGCUAUCUGAAGGGCGCAUCCGGGAGAACGGAGACAUUGAGUGCCCAUACCAUGGUUGGUCGUUCGAAGGUGGAACUGGCCGCUGCUCUCGGCUUCCCCAAGCAGACGCUCCGGAUCGCUUGACGGAGGCGGCGCGUGCUUGCGCAACCAUUCUGCCGGCUGAGGAACGCCAUGGCUUGCUGUUUGCUUGGGCCGCUCCUCUUUUCGGCUCUGCAGAGCCCCCCGACGCUGCCUCUUUGGAUGCUGUCUCUUGCAAGGACGUGUUCGCCACUCCAGGCGUGAAGUACGUGGAUUACUCACGGGACCUUCCCAUGGAUUUGCCCACGGUGAUGGAAAACGUGUUGGAUCCCUCUCAUCUUCCCUUUACGCACCAUGACACGAUCAGCAAACGUGACAAAGCCGCUCCUGUUCCGAUCAAGAUGGAAGGGCCGCCAACUGCCAAAGGUUUCCGCGGCGCACGGGUCACGACAGCUCCUGGUGCAGUGUCGUUCGUUUCUCCAAACCAUGUGCUCGCUUUGACCUCGCGGCCUGAAUCGUACCGAGACUGGAACAUUGUCUACGUAACUCCGGCACGGCCUGGCUGUUGUCGAAUCUUCGUUCGCGUGGUUUUCGAGGUCUCGAAGAUUGCUCCACCACUGCGCUUCGUCUUUGAGUAUGCCUUCUCACCUGCUCUCCCGGCUUUCUUCACACAUCUUUCCAACCACAAAGUCCUCGAGGAUGACAACAUCUUCUUGCACUUUCAAGGUGAGACCUUGGCGCCUGAGGGCAUCCAGGAUGGCAGCUGGCGAGAUCGACUGUACAUGCCAACGAGUGCUGACGCAGCUGUGAUACACUACCAUCGCUGGUUGGAGCAGUUCUCUUCAGGUGGCGUUACCUGGGCUCGACAGCGUGAGCGCAGGCUUUGGACCAACAAGCUUGAGCUCCUGGAGCGGCUUCAUUCCCACACGGAGCACUGCGACAGCUGCACACGUGCUCUCCACACGGCGCGCGCAGUGGGGAAGCUGGCUGAGCUGGCCGUGCUGCUGGGUGUGUUGGGAAUCUCUUUGUUCCCGGACUUUGCAUGGCCUUUGGCGGUGCUGACUCUUCUGAGCUACGUGGUGAAGCAGGCAUGCGGCAGCCUGGAGCAGCAGCUCAUCGUGGGAGAGUACCCUCCUCCCAGGAACAAGCGCCCGAUUGACUUGCUGAACCUGGGUUGA
Messenger RNA from Symbiodinium natans, 2127 nucleotides. Lineage: Eukaryota; Dinophyceae; Suessiales; Symbiodiniaceae. The record is from the annotation of a GenBank genome assembly.